UCCGGCUCUGCCCGGCCCGUCAUGGCGGCGCCCAGCGAGGCCGGGGAGCGGCGGCCUUUCGGGAGGCGGCUCCUCACCGACCCCUCCCGGCUUUUCCAGCACAACGCCUGGGAUAAUGUGGAAUGGUCAGAAGAGCAGGAAGCCAGUGCCAGGAGUAAAGUUCAAGAAAACAGCUCACAACUAUUGCCACAAGACAAACAAGAGGAAUAUGAGGUGAAUGCUAAGAAAUACUGGGAUGACUUCUAUAAAAUCCACGAAAACGGCUUCUUCAAGGACAGGCACUGGCUGUUCACUGAAUUUCCUGAGCUGGCACCUCACAGGAACUCAAGCCAAAAUGGAGAUUCUGUACAUGGAUUUAGUAACAAAGAAGAAUCCAAAAAGGAAGGGCUGGGAAGCUGUGAAAUUUGCCAUUGCUCGUUGGAAACCAGGACAGAGAGACAGUUAAACCUGAUAAAAAGCCCACCUGGAGGCCACACGGAGGGGUUGGCUGCACAGAAAAACAGUGAUGGGCAUUACCCAGGAUCAGCUGCAUCUUACCGUAUAUUAGAGGUUGGCUGUGGGGCUGGGAAUACAGUCUUCCCAAUUUUACAAACCAACAAUGACCCAGGCUUGUUCGUUUAUUGCUGUGAUUUUUCUACAGCAGCUGUGGAUCUUGUCCAGAAUAAUGCAGAAUAUGAUUCUUCUCGCUGCUUUGCAUUUGUCCAUGACCUGUGCAAUGACCAAAGUCCUUUUCCAAUGCCAGAGGAGAGUCUUGACAUUGUUAUUCUUAUCUUUGUCCUCUCAGCAAUUCUGCCAGAGAAAAUGCAGUGCAUUGUGACCAGACUGAGUCGCCUUCUGAAACCAGGGGGAAUGAUCUUGUUGCGAGAUUACGGCCGUUAUGAUCUUGCCCAGCUUCGGUUUAAGAAAGGUCAAUGUCUGUCUGAUAACUUCUAUGUAAGAGGUGAUGGCACCAGAGUCUACUUCUUCACACAAGAUGAGUUAGAUCAUCUGUUCACCACAGCUGGGCUGGAAAAAGUCCAGAAUCUGGUUGAUCGGCGAUUGCAAGUGAACCGUGGGAAGCAGAUGACGAUGUAUCGGGUGUGGAUCCAGUGCAAGUACUGCAAACCCAGCACCCUUCAGCCAUGAGGCAUGUGGACUCUGGGCUGGAGCCUCUUCAUCUCCUCCUUGGUGACGUGUGUGAUGCCAUUCCGCACACCCAUGACCUCAGUGCCUUGUACCAUGCCUGGCAUCACUUCAAGUGAGUUUUGCUAAGGAUCAAUGCCCUGAGAGUAGAGCAAGCAUUUUAGAUGUCAUAGAAUCACAGAAUAUACUGAGUUGGGAAGGACCUGUGAAGAUCAAGUCCAACUCCUGGCCCUGCACAGGACACCCCAACAAUCCCACCCUGUGCCUGAACACAUUGUCCAAACACUCCUUGAGUUCUGGAAGCCUUGGGCGGUGACCCAUUCCCUGAGGAACCAGUUCAGUGCCCAGCCAGCCUUUGUGGGAAGAACCUUUUCCUGAUAUCCAGCCUAAUCCUCCCUGGACACAGCUGUAGCCAUUUUCUCAAGUCCUAUCCCUGGUCAGGAGAGUGAAGAGAUUGGUUCCUGCCCCUCUGCUGUCCCUCAGGAGAAUGUUGAAGAUCCCAGUGAGGUCUGACCUCAGUCUCCUCCAGCUGAACAGACCAAGUGCCCUCAGCCAGUCCUCAUAUGGCUUCCCCUCAAGGCCCUUCACCAUCCUCAUGGCCCUUCUUUGGAUGGUCUCUCAUGGCCUAAUGUCUUUUUUUAUACUAUGGUGCUCAAAACUGCCCCCAGCACUUGAGGUGGGGCUGCCCCAAAGCAGAGCAGGACAAUCCCCUGCCUGACCAGGAAUGCUUUACCUAACGCCCAGGACAGAGAUGUCCUUCAUGGUGCCAGGAUGCUGCUGACUCAUGUUCAACUUGUCAUGGACCAGGACUCCCAAGUCCCUUCCUACAGCUGCUCUCAGCCUCAUUCCCCAGUCCACCCACAUAUCCAGGCUUGCCCCUUCCCACAUGCAGAAUCCAGCACUUCCCCUGUUGAACUUCCCACAAUUGGUGAUGCCCAUUUCUCUGAUUUGUCAAGGUUUCUCUGGAGGCCCUCUCUGCCCCUGAGAGACUCGACAGCUCCUCCCAGUUCAGUGCAGACAGCAAACUUCCUAAGUAUUCCUUCAAGUCCUGCAUCCAGGUCAUUAAUGUGGAUGUUGAAGAGCACAGGCUUGAGAAGGAUGCCCUUUAAAUGUCAUGCUACUGGUCUGCAUUUUAAAAAUUAUUUAUGGUUUUAACCUAAGAGAUGGUCAUGGUGUCUUACAGCAGCUGAGCAAGUUGAGUAGCUACCUGCUCAUCCUCUGUAUUUCCACAUGAAACAGGAGAGCUCUGACCUUAUCUCUGUCUUGUGUACUCUUGUCUUUGCAACAAGCAUACAAAGGAUAAACCUGCUCUUCUCUGCAA
Messenger RNA from Melospiza melodia melodia, 2443 nucleotides. RefSeq names its product tRNA N(3)-methylcytidine methyltransferase METTL2-like. NCBI's taxonomy places the organism in Eukaryota, Metazoa, Chordata, Aves, Passeriformes, Passerellidae. Bases 22 to 1125 code for a protein of 367 amino acids. The transcript is spliced from 9 exons. The record is from RefSeq and is a predicted model, not a curated record. Gene Ontology annotation, molecular function: tRNA (cytidine-N3)-methyltransferase activity.